Messenger RNA from Aphanomyces invadans, 839 nucleotides. RefSeq lists its product as hypothetical. NCBI's taxonomy places the organism in Eukaryota, Oomycota, Saprolegniomycetes, Saprolegniales, Verrucalvaceae. Gene Ontology annotation, biological process: proteolysis. Gene Ontology annotation, molecular function: serine-type endopeptidase activity. The record is from RefSeq and is a predicted model, not a curated record. The transcript has a single exon. The coding region runs from base 1 to 780 and encodes 259 amino acids.
AUGACCGCGCUCGUCGCCCUCGCUGCCCUCUCCGCAUUUGCCGCCGCCCGACCCGAAAUCGUCGGCGGCACCGAAGUCCCCGUGGGCCAAUUCAAGUACGUGGCGAGUCUCCGUAAGACCGAGUCCGGUCCAACCUUGUGCGGAGGGACCUUGAUUGCCCCCACGAAAAUCCUCACCGCCGCUUCUUGCGUCGACACGUCGACCAACUACGCGUCGAUCGGAUCGCACUUUUCGAGAGGCGACAAGGACGGCGAACGCAUCAAGAUCGUAAAUAGAAUCGUGCACCCCAAGUUCAACAAAACGACGCUCGACAACGACUUUGCCAUCCUUGAUUUGGCAUCCAAAUCCAAGGUCGACCCCAUCGCGCUCAGCUGGGACGCGAUUGAACCCGGCACCAUGUCGUGGGUACUUGGCUUCGGCUGGCCCUCGUUUAGCGAGGACUUCCUCGAAGGUGUCGAAGUUCUCGGGGAGAAUUCUCCCGUCCUCUUGAGAGCUGCGUUCAAUACCUGGUCCAACGGCGAGUGCCAAAACGCGGUGGGAGACGAAGCCAAAAUCUCAGAGUCCAGAAUGUGCGCCGCUGCUGCCGGCAAGAGCCCGUGUUAUGGCGACACUGGCGGACCGUUGAUCAUCAACCGCGGCGGUGUCGAGUACGUCGCCGGUGUGACGAGCUGGGACUCUGUUUGCGAUUCAAAGUACCCUAGUGUGUACUCGCGCGUGUCGGUCGCCCGCGAGUUCAUCCAACCCCACUUGGCUGUCGCCGCCACCCAGCCAGAAAACUAAGUUAGUACGAGGUUUCAUACAACUCGGUGAACUUGUCAAUAAAGUGGCUGCACCUCUCA